CUUGCAUGAUGGCUUUCUAUAAAUCUGGGCAGGCGCUCGAAGAUGUCGCGAGUUGCAUGAACAAACAUAUAAGGCAGUAUCGGGAAGUAUGGCAUCUUUCAAAAUCGGUGUCAGCCUAUCACUCCAAGGAACGACAGACAGAGAAUGGUCGUUGCAAAUGAUACAGGCGAUGCAGCUGCGGCUUGCUCAGCUUCUCCAGCCAAAUGCGACAUAUCCCGUACAUCCUGCUUUGCGGGCACCUGGGGCAGUCGAGAUAAUAGUCGACGAUUGCUCGAUGGACGGCGGCACGGUUCAUUUGGGAAGCGCCAUAGCAUCCGCGAUUCGUUUGCACAAGUGGAAAUACGCCAAUGCACUGAUCGGUGUGGGAUACUCGGAUUCGACAAUCGGAACAGCGUCAGUGGGAUCCACUUUGGGGAUUGGUGUGUGUGACGGAGGCUCAACGUCUCCAGCGUUAAGUUCGAAAGAGCCGUCCUCGACGUUCUUCAGAACCAUUCCCAAUGAUAAUGUAGCUGCGGAAGCCAUUGUAGCAGCUGUGGCCGCUCAAGGAUGGAAACGUUUCGUGACCAUUUCUUCGACGGAUUUCUACGGAAAUGGUCUGUUGGAAGCGACAAGAGAAUCUGCGAAUACCGCCGGAUUAGAAGCAAUGGCCGCCAUCUCGUUUCUGCCGGGCACCACAGAUUUCACCUUGAUCGUCGACGAGUUGAUAUACUCCGGCGGCAACGUGGUCGUAUUCCUCAGUCUGCAUGGAGAUCUUAUCAGCUUUCUCCGGGAACUCCACCGCCGGGGAUUGAUUGAAGAUGGUCUUCAGGUCAUCACUUCAGACGAUGCCGUGUAUGCAAACCGUUCGGGCAUUUCAUUGGAGGAUCUUAGGUUGUGGCAUGGACUGUGGGCUGCCUACCCGGAGGAAGGGGUGGGCGCCGAAUGGGCAAGCUACAAGAAGGCAUGGGAACUCAGAUAUAAUCACACAGAUCCAACGGUGUAUAGCGGUUUCUAUUCGUCUUGCAUCGAAGGCUUCGUCUGGGGCGCCAGCCGGAAACUUAGUAACGGAAUGCCUUUCGAGACAUUAGCGGACAGUAACACGAGGUGGAAAAUACCGGAGGAUUUGCCCUUUGCCACGAGGUCAGGAGUGACGGGCAAUCUCGCCUUCGACCCGCACGGCGACCGGGUUGUCCCGUACCGCAUGUAUUACUUCGACGCUUAUAGUGGGCCCUUGGGCAGUUUCAAAUCCUUUGCUGAAUGGAAACCAUCGCCAGCCAUCAAUUAUACCACCGAAGCAGUCACUCUCGAUAACAGCUCAUUCAAUACGACUAACCCAGCUCUGUACUUUUCUGGAACCUGGACGAGGCCAGCUACUGAGAUUGCGGCGGUUUAUCGCACCGUUGAAUGGUCAUCCGCUCUGGGUAUUUUCUGCAUCAUCCUCAGCUCCCUUAUGGUGCUGUUGAUUGGUUCCCUCGCAACGUUGGUUUAUCGGCAUCGAAGUGGGGAGGUACUGAAGCCGGCCAGUCCGAUCUUCCUUCUCACUAUCCUCGUUGGAGUUCUUGGCACUGCCUUGUACCCGCUGACGCUUAUCGGUGAACCUUCGACCUUAGCAUGUGGCUGGAGCCUUUGGAUCAUGAUGUCCACGAUUGGGCUCGUCUUUGGCAGCCUGAUAGCGAAGAUGUUCCGCGUCAUCAAGAUUUUCCGAUUUCCGGGGAAGAUGGAUCCAGGGAAGAUCGGGGACAUUCGGCUUGUUUUUGGAUUAGCAGGUUGCAUUUGUAUAUAUUGGGUGAUCGGGCUGGUGUGGACCGCAGCUGACCCUCUGAAACCGGUUUGGGAGGAGGCGCCGCAAACGGGUCGAACAACAGAAAUGAACGUUAUUUGCAGGUCCACCUCCGUGACGUUCGGGUGGGUAAUGCGAGCAAUUUCGUGGCUCUACACCGCGGUUAUCAUCGUCCACGCUGUAGCUCUUACCUGGCUAUGCAGAGAUAUUCCUUCGGAUUACAGUGACAGCAAGCGUGUGGGCUGGCUUUUGUCACUGUACAUCACAACGGCAGUUCUGAUCCUGCCACCUCUGCUGGCUCUACGAUUGGAGACGUACAGUUUCGUCCUGUUCCAAGUCGUCCCAAGUUACUUCGUUGGUUUUGCUACCUUGAUCAUCUUGUUCGGCGGGAGGAUCUACCGUGUCUUCCACGAAAGAGAAUUAGGCGCUCGCGAACUGUUCCGCAGUAACUUCGGCAUUAGAAGCAAAUCCAAGAAAGGGCUAUCCGCGGCUAUGGGAAUGGAGGACGCUGUUAAAACAGCGACAAAGCGCGGGGAAGUGUUUUUGGCAGAGAAACGCUUAUUCUUCACACUAUGGACGCAGAAAACGAUGUAUUGUUUCGCUGACAAGGGGCUUCUCUUACUUAUUGGGUAUCCUCCAAAUCCCCCGGCAAUAGGUUUGAAGUCCCACGCGUUAAGAGUGAGCGUAAACAUACAAAGCGACGCCUACGCACUGCGGCUCAUAAAUAUCAAAGAGAAAAGAUACGGCAUUACUAUUCGCGUACUUUCGAAUGAAGAGUUGCGAGAGUGGGCAAGAGUCCUCACUCCCCUAUGCGUCCCGCCGACGCGUGUACCAAGAACUAUUACCGAGAGUCGGUCCAACAAUGGACUUUACCAUUCACCACCCGCAACGGCUCAGUCGUCCAAUGAUGAAAACCCCACCCCCCUGCUAGAUCCCUUCAUAACCUGUAUCGUUGUUCAAUUUGACAUUGUCAACCUCUGUAUAUUUGGUUUCCGCUUCACUUACAUUCGCUCUCCAUCUUCAAAAUACCUUAUGCACAUUCUGGUCUACGAGCCGGAGCCGAAGGUUGUCUCACCUUUCGCAAAUGGCUGGUUGAGUCUGAGGCUCUUGAGCGGAGCAACGCGUGAAAAGAAGAACGCGCGUCUGGCUUACCAGAUCAUUACCAGAUCCGUCGAAGUGGCCGAACACAGACGUCCAAACACCCCCUUCGUAGUCCGUCUUCCCUGCAUCCGCACAAAGCAAAGCGUGCAACCUCGAGGGAUGACGGUUCCAGACACCAUCGGCAAGAGAAUCUUCCUGAAUCCGAACUGCGGAACAGUGCGCUUUCACGGAGUCUUGCCUGGUUCUGAGCAGAGGUGGUAUGGCAUCGAAUGGGAUGACGCGACAAGAGGAAAACACUCCGGUACCCACAACGGCCUACAGUACUUCACGACGCGGGAUGCGGGAAGCGGCUCCUUCAUUCGCGAAGGGAAGCUUACGUCGGAAUGCUUUGGCCGAUCGUUCUUAGACGCUUUGGCUGAGAAAUAUCAAGCACAACAGCCGACAGAUAGUACCGUGCUGCUCGGCGGAGACGGAGUAGCCGUUGAGACCGUGGGUUGGGAGAAGAUCGCCAAGAAGGUGUCUAACCUAAAGCAGCUGCGAGAAGUGGGCUUAGCGGAGAUGCGAAUAGGAUUCCGGGGUCAGGAGGGUUGGAUUGGGCAGAUGUGCCCUUCGAUAGUCGAUCUGGAUUUGUCUCGCAAUUUGCUUGCCACGUGGAACGAUGUGGGGGAUAUCUGUAUCGAACUGCCAAACCUCGCUUCGCUGCGACUAUCGCACAAUCGCAUGAAGCCAUUCGAAGGUCCAACGUCCUCGCUUCACGGGGCAUUCCUGCCUUUGAAAGCCUUGACACUCUUCGGCACCCUGAUGGCGUGGAGUGAGAUACAACAUCUGCAGGAGUGUAUGCCAAACCUGGAGGAACUACAUCUCGGUGAGAACAGAUUCAAAGCCCUUGACGUCGAAACAGUUUCUGGGUUCCAGCGUCUCAGUGUUCUCAACCUCGAGCACAAUGAACUGAGUUCCUGGAAGGAGAUAAGCAAACUCGGUAGCCUGCCGGCUUUGCAUACCUUAAUGCUCAACAACAACAAUCUCACGACCAUUGACGUCCCGGUGGGGUCUGCCUUCUCCAAUCUGAGCACUUUGAACAUUGUCGACAAUAAGAUAAACUCUUGGACGACAGUGCACGUACUCAAUUCCUUUCCUUCGCUCACUCACGUGCGCAUACGGCGCAAUCCCGUUGUCGAAACCGUGCCCGCCGGAGACAUGCAUGACAUCUUGGUGGCGCGGUUACGCAGUCUGAAGUAUGUAAACGGGUCCAACAUCACGCCAAACAGCAGACGAGAUGCCGAAUUAUUCUAUCUCAACCAAUGCGCAAAGGAACUGUCAGAGUCGAACGAUCCGACCGCCUUCGCUGCCAAUCACCCUCGCUAUGAGGAGCUAUCAGCUGCAUAUGGCGCACCGUCACUCGUCCCAGCUGCCAUGACAUCAGCAAUAUUGAAAGACCGAGUCGUAGUAGUGACCAUCUCGUGCCAGGGAAGGCGAGCCAGAAAGAAGAUUCCAAACACCAUGAAUGUGCGGGCACUACGAGCACUCAUCACUCGGAUGUUCAGUCUGAAGGAACGGGGAGAAUUGGUUCGCAAAGAUAAGGCUGGGCGCCUGGUUACGAUGGAAGAUGAUCUGCGAGACGUGGAUUUCUAUGGGUUGGAAAGCGGCGAUGAAGUAGUAGUAGAUAUGAAGUGA
Molecule: messenger RNA, 4534 nt
Organism: Fimicolochytrium jonesii
Lineage: Eukaryota; Fungi; Chytridiomycota; Chytridiomycetes; Spizellomycetales; Powellomycetaceae
Exons: 12
Coding region: 89-4534 (1481 amino acids)
Biological process (GO): regulation of synaptic transmission, glutamatergic; G protein-coupled glutamate receptor signaling pathway
Cellular component (GO): membrane
Molecular function (GO): adenylate cyclase inhibiting G protein-coupled glutamate receptor activity; protein binding
Source: RefSeq, a predicted model, not a curated record